AGCUCUUUCACCGCUGACCACUCAUAUGUCGGCAUAUUUUUAGCCCGGCUUGUUGCCCGUGAUGUAGGAACUCCCUGUUUUGCUUCCGUCGGUGUGUGGAAGAUGGCCUCCGCACAAGACGAAAACUGUAUAAGUCCGUACAGAAGACUUCUCAUAGAUAUGUCGACGGAACUGUCUAGCAAGGAUCUGGAGAGGUUAAAGUAUGCUGUAGGAGAUCGCCUUCCCAAGAGAUUGACAGAAAACAUGGAAAGUGGACUGAAGUUAUUUGAAGCACUCGAGCAGGAUGUACACAUUGGUCCACAGAAUCUGUCCUUGCUACAUGAUGGGUUUAAAGCGAUCGGCAGAGUGGAUCUUGCGCAAAGGAUUCAGGUUUUUUCAAGAAAACUCCAUGAAGCUGGUGAGACUGAAGCUGGGCGAGAUGACACUGUAUCUGACGGGGUAGGGAACGGCAGUGAUCCGGAACCAAAAGGAGAUGAUCUCUCUUACGUAGGCGCUCGAAAAGCCACCUCUUCGGAAUCAGUGGGACCCUCCUCUGAUCGACUUCAGCAUGAUUCAGCCGAACCUGCAGUUACUCGAUACGUGAACUUUCUGGUUUACAUGGGCUACUCAGUGGAAAUCUUGGGAGGAAAACACUAUAAGACCCCUGAUGGAGAAUUUGUGGAAAUGAAAAGUGGGACGCAGUAUAAAAUACACGUCAAAAAUUCCCAUGAUUAUGGUUGUCAUCUGGACAUAUCAAUUGAUGGUUAUGACGUCGGUGCAUGGGCUCUCCGCGGAAGAGAAGAGAUGUCAAUCGAAAGAUCAGCGUAUGAGGCCAAGAAGUUUACCUUCUACCGUGUGAAAAAUGCACCAAAAGAGGCAGGAAUUGAAUCUGGCCGGCCCGAAAAUGGAGUUGUGAAGUGUGUGUUCACGCCUGAAGCUUUCCUUAACAUUCCAGUGAUCACCUCUGAUUCGUCUCAGCCAUUGAAAGUGAGCAUGCCUCCAUCGGCGACAGUUGGUAAACUGAAACAUGAACUGCAGCACCAGAUGGGAGUUAUGCAUGACCAACAUCAAGUUCUUGCGAAAGGCGACAAGGUCCUACGAAAUGGUACCCGACUACGAGGCAUACUUGAGACGCCUGGGGAUUUGAGACUUAUAGAUGCAGAAGUAGCAAUUACAGUAACAGCCGAGCCAUCUUCCAGUUUGCCUUUUACAAUAAGGGUGCAUCCUGGCAAGGCAACGGUCCACAAUCUCAUGGAACGGAUAGAGGUGCUGCUUGAAAUCCCCAUCAGGGACCAAAAGCUUUACCAUGAGGGAAACCUCCUGUCAAAAGCACCAAGUAGAUGCCUUCCUGAUAAACUUAUUUGCAGUCCACGUCCCGCUGUGAGCGUCAUUUUCCCCGAGUACAUUUACAUAACUGUAGAAGAUCAGAGUGGCGACUUAAUCCCCUUGAAAACAAACGUAGAAAAUAACUUAAGGGCGGUCAUGGAGCAAAUUCCUUCGUGUGGUAACCUGCAGGAAAACGAAGAGGCUGCGUUUGUUUUCAACGGGAAGCAACUCUGCCCUUCUAAAGACAAAGGAACCAUAGCAAGCCUUGGUAUUUGCUCAGGAUCGAAGCUUGGGUUGACAGUAAGGAUUCUUCACAUCGAAGUCAAAGUUUGCCUCUCAGAUAACUCUCGAUCAUUCCGUUUGAAAUGUGAUCCCCAAGAGACAUUCCAGGAUUUGGUGGAAAAGAUCUUACUGAAAGGGCACAACAGCAGUAAAUGCAGGCUUACAUUCACAAUGGGUGGAAGAAAGUUUGAUCCGGGUCAAGACAAGGGUCCGUUAGAGGAUUACGGAGUUACGCACGGCUGUACGCUUUGGGUGACAAGACAACCCACUACGGCCCCGGAUCACAGCACUAGCGAUAAGGAUCUCCUCUUGUUGCAAGAUGCGUUUAUAGCUCAAAGCAAUACUUCCUGUAGAGAUGAGGUGUUUAUAGCUCACUGCGAUACUUCCUGUGGAGAUGUUAAAGAGACUGGAGCCAAAUUUUUCCUUGAUGAUGGUUUUAGAGGCAAAGUUCUCCAUGGAAAUGCUGCUCGACGCAGAAAAAGUAAAAAAAAAGAGGCUAGUUAUGGCGUCGAUGUCAUAGAACGGGAUCCCGCAUGGAGGUCAGGUGGAACAACUUUACAAUGCCAUAGCACACAACAGUUUAUCACGGCUGAACCAAUCAAAGUGGAUCAUUCAAAGAAGGUUGAACUGGUACUCAGGCUUGUAGCCAGAGAUGGAGAGGAAGAUCUAGUAUUCCCCAAAGGUGAAUGUAAACCGCUAUCAACUCUGACUCCACCACCUGUCCAAGAGUAGAGGAGACAAUAAAUCGAUGUAAAUGAAGUCAGUUCAAAAAGUAUAUUCUAAUCGCUUUUGGGUUUGUCUAGUUAACAGAUGACACCAGAUUGUGUUAAGAAAUUACAUAACCUGAAUACAGGCAUUUUGAUUGUUUUAUCGUAUUAUCUAUUGGAGGAUAGUCGCACAGAUGACGUUAAUAUCAACAAGUUCUUGCUUCUGUACUUAUGACACGUAGAUUCCAUGUUGCCAUCCGUCUGGUCGAUGAUAGAUCACAGAAGACGUAAAAUGUGGCAAUACCCAUGUAGGUGGACCAUUUCAUUUCAGCGAAAUUUUGCAGUAUUUUGCCAACUAGUGAAUAAAUUUACCAGAAUAAAAGAAUAUGUAUAGAAA
Messenger RNA from Stylophora pistillata, 2691 nucleotides. RefSeq lists its product as uncharacterized. Gene Ontology annotation, molecular function: protein binding. NCBI's taxonomy places the organism in Eukaryota, Metazoa, Cnidaria, Anthozoa, Scleractinia, Pocilloporidae. The record is from RefSeq and is a predicted model, not a curated record. Gene Ontology annotation, biological process: regulation of apoptotic process.